Messenger RNA from Glarea lozoyensis ATCC 20868, 2415 nucleotides. RefSeq lists its product as uncharacterized. The record is from RefSeq and is a predicted model, not a curated record. The coding region runs from base 1 to 2415 and encodes 804 amino acids. NCBI's taxonomy places the organism in Eukaryota, Fungi, Ascomycota, Leotiomycetes, Helotiales, Helotiaceae. The transcript is spliced from 2 exons.
AUGUCCAUUUGCGAUGUUUGUUUAAACCUUGACUGGAACCUCUAUAGCACCAGAUUACUUGUCCGUCCUCCGCUGAGCGAGUCGGACAAUGAAUCAAUCCAGUCACAAGAUGAUGACCCGUUGUUUAGAGAUGAAAUGAUCGAAGAUAACGACGGGAUGGAAACAUUGGACGACGAGACAAAUCAAAUUGAAGAGGACCUAAAUCCACCAGAAGAUGACAUGUACCAAGCGCAGGACGACAUGAGUCUGUCCACAAAUGAGACGAAUGAACUGGAAAGAUCACCAACACAAGAGAAGCGCGUGAGUACUGAUUCCACCUCUCUAGCUCUUUCAGCUAGUAGCGGAUGCGAGUUGUGUUCUAUCCUCCAUCAAGGUCUCGUAGCUUUUCGACAAUACACAGCCUCGCUCCGAGAUCCUUGGAAACCAUGGGAUCUCGGAGGUCCUUGUAAAGUUGAUAUUGAGCUACGCCGCGGACGAAGUCUAUCUUUGUCUCUUAGCAAACGCGACUACGGCUGGGAAGAGGAACCUGGAGAAACCUCCAUUUCACAGCUGCAUUCUGAACAACAGCAAUCGCUGGGUCGUGACAGGUACGAGCUUUGUAUCGAGUUUUUCACAUGUGCUGACUCACCUACUUCCCCAUGGACCGCCUUUGGAAUAGGGAAGCCGGUAACGGAAAACCUAAAUAGGACGCUGUCUGUACAGCUCAUAAGAGAGUGGCUCCAUUCCUGCACGGAAGAACACAUUUGUAUUUUUGAACAAUUUCCAAAACUCCCGACGCGGGUUCUGGAUCUUGCACCUUUGGCAGAUGGUCAUGACUUGGUAUUGUUUGAGUCGAAGACAGAAAAUGCCAGUUAUAUGACUUUAAGCCACUGUUGGGGGGAAUCGACGAUGAUCGAAACACGUAAAGAUACUCUUCGUGAGAUGAAAAGCGGAAUACCGUUGUCAUCGCUGCCUCAGACUUUCCAAGAUGCGAUUGCUAUUACGCAAGAUCUGGGUAUUCGGUACCUCUGGAUUGACUCUUUAUGCAUCAUCCAAGACGAUAUCGACGACUGGGAAAAAGAGUCUAGCAGGAUGGCCGCGGUCUACGCAAAUACAUAUCUUAACAUUGCCGCAACUUGCUCUAGGGAUAGCAGUGACGGGAUAUUUCAACCACGAUGGCAUGAGGCCAUGGUAGUGCGCGACGUGUGGUCUUGCCCGGUGAAGGACGUUAAAAUAACAGGCACUCAUCAAGGUCAGCCAUAUGAUGUGUUUGCUCGAUUUGAGAUGUGGAGGGCGCAUCGUGACUUCUUGAUGAGUAACGACGUUAGUGACAUCCACCAUCGAUCGCCUCUGUUAGCCAGAUCGUGGGUGUUUCAAGAACUUUAUCUCUCUCCUCGGACCAUUCACUUCCACUCUUCUGAGUUAAUCUGGGAAUGCAAGAAGUCCCUUCGGUGCGAGUGUGGAGAAUUGGAACACGAAGUAGAUGAAGAAAAUGCGUUAUCAAGACACCGUUCGUUAAACAGCCUGUCCACGCUCAGCGACAACCAGCGGUCUUAUUUAUGGCUUUCAAUCGUCACCGAGUAUUGUCAGCUUAACUUGACACGCGAGUCCGACAGGCUUCCUGCUUUGGCUGGUCUGGCCAGUCGCUUUGAAAAUCAAAGUACGGGAAAAUACUUCGCGGGAUUAUGGCAAAAUGACCUUGUGCGAAUGCUAUUGUGGUCUUUAAGUCAGUCCAAAGCGACUUGCGAGCGAGAUUUCUCGAUAGCGCCAUCAUGGUCAUGGGCGUCUAUUGUGGAAUACAACGACCCCAAUGCAAGAGGUGAUAAUUCGCCAAACUACGUUCUCGUUAGAGGAAGUCCCACCAGCUUCAAACAAGAUGCCAAUGUUAAGAUACUGGAUGUCACUUGUACAGUCCCCGGUAUCAAUCCUUACGGCCAAGUAUCUGAUGGAACGAUUAUUAUCCAGGGCAGCGUCAUAUACGCAACGCUUGUGCGCAGAAGAGUAGAGACCCACGUAGGCAAUAACGAUGUCGGCACAAGUAUAUCUCUGCAUUGGGAUAACAGCAUCGGCACAGGUCAUUCAACUCGUUACUUCUCCGAGGCACAGGUUUUAAAAGACCCUGCGAUCUGUGUUGGCGUAGAUGUAAUAUUUGAGCUUGAGGACAAUGACUUAAGCGUUGUGACUCGUGAAAGUUUCAUUCCUGAUAUUUGGAUUGGGGACCGCUGGGAGGUAUUGGAUGGAGACGAGGUUCUUUGCUUGUUUUUGGGCACUAGUAAGAUUGAUUUCAGAGAUGGAGCUAGAACUAUGGCGUUAUGUUUGGUGCUUAGGUAUUCUGAGGAGCGGGAAGGCGCAUUUGAGAGAAUUGGGGUGAUGAUGUGUGAGACGGACAGCGUGAUAUUUCAAGAACAGGAAGGUUGUGUCAUUGAGUUGAUAUGA